UUCCUCACGAAGAUCAUCAGCAUUGGCGUCAUCCCAUUUUAUGGAUUGAUUUUAACUUUUAUGAUAUAUUUUGGUAACGCAACUGCAAUCAUGUUUGCUACAAUCAUACUAGGCUCGGUAGCUAUAACAACGGUUUACGGGGCGUUUCGAGGAAGCAAACUGUGUCUUGUGCCUUUCGUCUUUUUACAGGUGGUCUUUUUUAUUUACGAUCUCGUCCUUCUUGGUUUGCUCGCAAUCGCUCUAUUACGAACAGAACGUAACGAAUCACUGGUAUAUACCGUUCAUGUGUCUGAUUCUGUCUCAUCACAUAUUGUACUAGUUGUGGCUUCAAUUUUUCUGCUAUGUGCUCUGCCACCAAUUGUUUGGGUAGCGUACGUCGUCUAUCUGGACAUACUAUUCAUAGCAGAACUCGAUCGUGGCCUUGAAUUUAUGCGUGAAUUGCAUGAGAACAACUCCGGAGAAGAAGCCGCACCAAAACUGGCUACUUUUUAG
Haemonchus placei is the source of this 492-nucleotide messenger RNA. The record is from the annotation of a GenBank genome assembly. NCBI's taxonomy places the organism in Eukaryota, Metazoa, Nematoda, Chromadorea, Rhabditida, Trichostrongylidae.